UGCUUAACUUAUAGGACAGGCUUCCUGAUUGGUCGAUGUUUUUGAAAUAACCAAUCAUUACUGCACUUGGUGUCAUCAAGCUUCGCAAGAGCAUCGGACUGUGUAGUCGGGCGCCCGGGUUUCACACUCCCGAAACCGAACGUCUCAGCUGAAAUCGAGUCCUCGGUUUUGUGUGUGCAAUAUCGCGCCACGAGUGUUCGUGUUGGCAGCGCGGCCCCGGGCUUCGCGCCUGCUUGCCGCGUGCGUCACUGGCUCACCCUUGGCACUCGGCCUGUACGUCGUGCUGCUCCCCUUCCGUCAGCCACGUCUCCAUGCGCUUCGACCCCUCAGAGCUGGCCCAGGGGAUGGCGUACCACCCGUUCCUGCUGCCCCCGAACCGCCAGCCGCCAGACUUUAGCGUGAGUACGCUACUGACUCAACCAAACUACUUUCCGCUACCUCUACCACAUCCGUACCCGGCAGCUCCCUUUCCCAAGUUACCCGCUCCGCUCACUGGUGGCUCGCCGUACAUAACGGCCGACGACGUGCUUGGCCAAAGUGGACAUUUUCGACCAUUAAGAACCUUGGAGCCCGAAGAAGACGGAGUACAGGAUGACCCAAAAGUAAAUUUGGAAUGCAAAGAACUUUGGGAACAGUUUCAUGGACUUGGGACUGAGAUGGUCAUAACAAAAACUGGCAGGCGAAUGUUUCCCGGUUUCAAGGUCCGAGUGUCCGGCCUGGACAAAAAGGCUAAAUACAUUCUUCUUAUGGACAUCGUAGCAGCUGACGAUUGUAGAUACAAGUUCCAUAACAGCCGAUGGAUGGUGGCCGGCAAAGCUGAUCCCGAGAUGCCCAAACGAAUGUACAUUCAUCCAGACUCUCCAAGCACGGGGGAACAGUGGAUGCAGAAGGUGGUGUCCUUCCACAAACUGAAGCUGACCAACAACAUUUCGGACAAACACGGCUUUACUAUUCUGAACUCCAUGCACAAAUACCAACCCAGGUUUCACCUUGUACGAGCAAACGACAUCUUGAAGCUGCCGUACAGUACGUUCCGUACAUACGUCUUUAAAGAGACCGAAUUCAUUGCUGUCACAGCUUAUCAAAACGAAAAGGUCAGUGAAUAUAUAGAUAUAAUUUUGUUGACAGCGAGAGU
Molecule: messenger RNA, 1135 nt
Organism: Limulus polyphemus (Atlantic horseshoe crab)
Lineage: Eukaryota; Metazoa; Arthropoda; Merostomata; Xiphosura; Limulidae
Product: T-box transcription factor TBX3-like
Exons: 3
Biological process (GO): cell fate specification; positive regulation of DNA-templated transcription; regulation of transcription by RNA polymerase II
Cellular component (GO): nucleus
Molecular function (GO): DNA-binding transcription factor activity, RNA polymerase II-specific; RNA polymerase II cis-regulatory region sequence-specific DNA binding
Source: RefSeq, a predicted model, not a curated record